AUGAACGAAGGAAAAGAAUACGUACAGAUUUAGGGAAAGCCAUAACCAAAUAAUUAAAGGAGAGAAAUAGGCGAUGAUGCUGUUUGGACUUUAAGUUCUGCAAAACCAGGAAAUGGCGUAGAUUAGUUAAGAGAUGGGGAUGAAAAAACAUUUUGGUAAUCAGACGGUAAUUAGCCUCAUUUGAUUAACAUAUAAUUCCUUAAAAAAAUGAGAGUUCAAGAAGUCGCAAUGUAUCUAGAUUUUAAAACUGAUGAGAGUUAUACUCCAAGCAAGAUAUCUAUAAGAGCAGGAACAAAUUUAUAAGAUUUAAAGGAAAAUGUAUAUGUUGAAUUGGUAGAGCCUUCAGGAUGGUAUAUUUUCCCUUUAAAGACUAAAUUACUUGAUGAAUCAGAAAAGCCAUAUAUACUGACUAUGAACCUAUAAAUUGCUAUUUUGCAAAACUAGCACAGCGGUAAAGAUACUCACAUAAGGCAAGUUUUAGUGUUUGGCCCGAGAGAAAAGUAGAACCAAGGUUUAGGUUUUCCUGAUUUUAAAAGCCCAGAAAUUACUUAAUACUACUCAAUUAGAUGA
Tetrahymena thermophila SB210 is the source of this 570-nucleotide messenger RNA. Its product is annotated as anaphase-promoting complex, subunit 10. Lineage: Eukaryota; Ciliophora; Oligohymenophorea; Hymenostomatida; Tetrahymenidae. The record is from RefSeq and is a predicted model, not a curated record. Gene Ontology annotation, biological process: anaphase-promoting complex-dependent catabolic process; protein K11-linked ubiquitination. Gene Ontology annotation, cellular component: anaphase-promoting complex. The transcript is spliced from 7 exons.